This is a messenger RNA of Staurois parvus, 872 nucleotides long. NCBI's taxonomy places the organism in Eukaryota, Metazoa, Chordata, Amphibia, Anura, Ranidae. The record is from the annotation of a GenBank genome assembly.
AUGGCACCCCCAAGGGGGCAAAAAGGCCAGGCUUCCAGGGGGAGCCAUGGUGCCAGGGGGGACACUGGGCCACACCUUGGCCAUGAUGCCAGGGGAGCUACUGGGGCCCAGGGGUCCAUUAGGGCUAGGGUGGACCAGAGGUCUGACUGUGGUGUGAAGGGGUCACAAACUGGUGGCAGAAGGGGCCAGUCUUCCUUCAGAAAAAAGGCGGAAGCUAAGUUGAGGACCUCACCUGGGGCUGCUGUAUCCCCUUUGAGCCCAGGAGAAGGGACAUCAAGGGGAGGCAGAAGGUCCCAGGCCCAGGCCCAAUCCCAGCCCAAUUUUCCACCCUUCUCCCAUGAUGAGAUCUGGGCCAUGGUGGUUGCUUAUGUAGAACGGGCUGAAUGCAUCUCGGGGCCCAGGUCCUACCGCAGCGGUAAGGCAGCAAAGGACCGUCUGUGGAAGGAAAUCACGGUGGCCGUAAAUGCAGUGGGCAGGAUGGUACGCCGGUACCCCAAGAAUGUGAAGAAGCAUAUGCGUGAUCUGAGGUGGAAUUUAAAGGAGAAGCUGACUCUGUGGGCUCGGCAGGGACAUGUUACAAGGCGGGUGGGACCCUGACCAUCUGCAGGAACUGUCUCAGGCAGAACGGGCACUUCUGCCAAUCAUUGGUCUCAACACGAUUUUUGGGGUGACGGCUCAUGAAGAUACUGAUGACUGGCAGAGUGCCAAUCCCGAGGCAGGGGCAGCCCCAGCCAGCCCAUCAGAGGACAAGCCAGAUCACACAUACGCUGAUGAAGAGAUGUUCCCUCCUGCACAACAUCAGCAGGAGGAGGAGGAGGAGGAGCGGCUCCCCCCACUGCAGCCAGGAAUGGAGGAAGAUCUGGGUAUGUAUU